AUGAUUGGCGACCAUCUUGGGGACCUUGUUAUUGUCUCUCAGACGGUUCUGCACACAUUCCCAGCAUACGUAGCCGAGUUUAUUGGAACCUUCUUCUUGGUCUUCACUGUGGGGCUGAAUGUGAGCAUGCAGAACCCUAACGCCCCCCUGUCGAUUGGUUCGAUUCUGAUGGUUAUGAUAUUCUCCAUGGGAAGUGUGUCUGGUGCGCACUUCAAUCCAUCGGUAACCCUUGGUAUUGUCCUGGGCAAUCCUUGCAAGUUCACACUCACCGAUGCUCCUAUUUAUAUGAUCGUCCAGGUUCUUGGUGGCAUCGCCGGUGCGGGCAUCUCUUUCGCUUUGACUGGUGAUAAGAUAACGGUCAAACCAAGUGACCAGUUCUCGGUCUUCCUGGCCGCCUUGGCAGAAAUCAUAUUCACCAUGGCUCUCGCGUUCGUU
Messenger RNA from Perkinsus marinus ATCC 50983, 435 nucleotides. Its product is annotated as aquaglyceroporin, putative. The annotation marks the transcript as partial. Gene Ontology annotation, biological process: transmembrane transport. Gene Ontology annotation, cellular component: plasma membrane. Lineage: Eukaryota; Perkinsozoa; Perkinsida; Perkinsidae. The transcript is spliced from 3 exons. Gene Ontology annotation, molecular function: water channel activity. The record is from RefSeq and is a predicted model, not a curated record.